This is a messenger RNA of Lactuca saligna, 1149 nucleotides long. The record is from the annotation of a GenBank genome assembly. NCBI's taxonomy places the organism in Eukaryota, Viridiplantae, Streptophyta, Magnoliopsida, Asterales, Asteraceae.
AUGGGCAAAAUAGAAAAUUUCCCGUCGUUCGAGUUUUCGGUUAUAGCACCACCGUUUGGAAGAGUUCGUUGGAUCUGUGAUACCGGCGAAUCGACGUAUCUCGCCGGAUCUCUAGGUUCGGCGUCGAUGGUGUUCCAUGGCGUAGGUCUCCGCCGUGCUCUGGAGCUAGCAUUCUGUAUCGCUGGUAUUUGGUCGGCUUAUAUAUAUCAAGGCGUUCUUCAAGAGACCGUGUCUACUAAGAGAUUUGGCCUUGAGAAGGAGAGGUUUGAACAUUUGGCAUUCUUAAACCUGGCACAAAGUGCUGUUUGUCUACAAUGGUCCUUCGUUAUGAUAAAGCUUUGGGGCAAGGGUAAAGGUGUUCGUGCUCCAUGGUGGAGUUAUUGGAGUGCUGGAAUUACAAACACAAUUGGCCCUGCAAUGGGGAUUGAAGCUCUAAAAUACAUCAGUUAUCCUGCUCAGGUCCUUGCAAAAUCUUCCAAAAUGAUUCCAGUGAUGUUGAUGGGAUCCCUCGUUUAUGGUAUUCGAUACACUUUUCAGGAGUAUCUUUGCAGCCUCCUUGUUGCUGGUGGUGUGUCAAUCUUUGCAUUGGCAAAGACUAGCUCAAAAACCAUAAAUAAACUUGCUAAUCCAAAUGCUCCACUUGGAUAUGGACUUUGCUUUCUCAACUUGGUGUUUGAUGGUUUCACAAAUGCGACACAAGAUUCAAUUUCCGCAAGGUACCCAAAAACAAAUGCAUGGGACAUGAUGUUAGGAAUGAACUUAUGGGGAACAGUAUACAACACGGUUUUCAUGUUUGGUUGGCCUGAAGCGAGUGGAUAUGAAGCGGUUCAAUUUUGCAAACACAACCCUGAAGCAGCGUGGGAUAUUUUAUACUACUGCUUAUGUGGCGCGAUUGGUCAAAAUUUUAUAUUUUUUACGAUUAGUCGUUUUGGUUCGUUAACUAACACCACUAUUACCACAACUCGCAAAUUUGUGAGUAUUGUGGUUUCGUCUGUGCUUAGUGGCAACCCUUUAUCUCGAAAGCAAUGGGGGAGUGUUGCUAUGAUCGGCACACUACAAUCCCCACCUUCCCCACAACCCAAAUCCACCAUUUUUAACCAAAUUUACACACUGACACACAGCAUCAAUCUUUCAUCGUCUGCAAGCUGA